Messenger RNA from Vespa crabro (European hornet), 6906 nucleotides. RefSeq names its product dual oxidase (gene Duox). Gene Ontology annotation, biological process: response to oxidative stress; defense response; superoxide anion generation. Bases 2225 to 6760 code for a protein of 1511 amino acids. Gene Ontology annotation, molecular function: peroxidase activity; heme binding; superoxide-generating NAD(P)H oxidase activity. Gene Ontology annotation, cellular component: plasma membrane; NADPH oxidase complex. The transcript is spliced from 19 exons. The record is from RefSeq and is a predicted model, not a curated record. NCBI's taxonomy places the organism in Eukaryota, Metazoa, Arthropoda, Insecta, Hymenoptera, Vespidae.
CGCUAAAAAUGUAUUCAAGGCACGAAGAGACGUAUUCCGACUGGAACGUAUGGUCUCAACGAGGGAAGUAUACUCGGACGAUCUCUACCAAAUGUAACCGUCUUUGCCGAUUCGUGCCAAGGGCGAUAAAAAUCGACCGGUAGCCGAGUAGGCGCGAUCACUCUUUGUGUGGAUUGAGUCAUAACAUAAGCCUCUGUAUAUAUAUAUACAUGCUUUUAUAUACUUACGUAUAUGUAUAGGUAAAUACAUUGCACCUGUGAUUCUCAAGCAAAAGAAUGCGCCAAAUAUCUCAUACGCGUGAUGUUGACUAUAUACGAAUAUCUAUUUAAUUAAGAAAAAAGAAAAAAAAAAAAAAGAAAGAAAAAUAUGGUUACGAUUGUUACUCUUAAAAGUGAACGUUUUCACUGGGAAUGAUAUUAAUGUCUACUUAAAAAAAAAAAAAAAAAAAAAAAAAAAAAAAAAAAAAACGAACUUUAGAAAGGAUCAGGGCAAAUUGAAUUUGAGUUAUGUCAUACAAACUCCAAUUAUUUGCUUGAUUCUGAAAAGUGAACUUUCUCGUCAAGGUUGUACAAUUAUGAACGAUUGAAAAAAUAGCAAGGAAACGAUAUGGAUUAUUGCGGAAGAAAACUUGCAUAUCCGUGAGACAUACCAUUCGAUAGGUUUUCUGUUCUACCACAUAUAUAAAUAUUUAUCUAAUGUCAUAAAACAAAACGAGUUAUCCUUAUUAAAGAUUAUGAAAACCAUGCGGUUAACUACAUCACCAUUAAAUUUCUUGUAAGUAAAAACUAUCUUAGGAUAUGUGAUUGAAUAUAUUACGUUAAAUGAAAAAUGUAUACGAUCUCUCAAUUUUCAUCAUUUCUUUUCUAAUUCUCUGAGAGAUUUUUCCAUAUAUUUUAAUUUACAUAUAAACUUUCUCGAGCGUCGGGUUAUAUAGAAAACAGUAAAAAAGAAAAGAAAAUAUUGCGAUAUUGUCUAGACUGUUUCAAGAAAAUGACUCAUACGGAUCCAGAAGUUAAAAGAGUAUCUCACGAUGAGGGUCGCUCCAAAUGUUGUUAAGAGAAUCCUUCUUCGUCGAAAGGAUCAAAAAGAAAGAAAAAAAAAAGGAAAAAAAAAAAAAAAAAAGAAAAAAAGAAGAUGAAACGUUGAAGCACGAGGCUAGUGAGGAUCGUCGUGAAGCGACGACCUUGAAACGUACUCGAGGCACAGAGAGACUCGGGAGAGGUUUCGCCUUGGGUAAUCGGUGCCGCGGACUUAAAAACUAGGCCUGCGCAUAUGGUGACGUCACGAACGAUGCCGCCUCGGUAAAACGUGCCGACUGGAGAAAGGAAUCGCUUGCGAGUAAGAAACUUUGGUGGGGGGUCUGCUUUGGUUAGAGAGGCUUUACGUAUAGAACGAACUGGUAGGCUCAUUCGUUCUUGUUGAAAGGAAAGAGAGAAGAAGAAUAUGAGAAGAGAGAAGGAGAAAGACAGUACACCAGUCUGGUGGUGGCUGGUAAGAACGAAGCAAGUAGACCGGCGACUUUCACCGUGCAGCUAAGAUCGGCUGGUGUCGGUUCGUGGGUUGUUUCUUAACAAACUUGGGCCACGCUCUUGGGCCAAACCACGUUACAAAAAUCCAAGAGAAAAAAAUUAAAAAAAGAAAAAGUAUAGAGAGAAAGAAAAAGAGAGAAAGGUUACAGAUUCUCAAUAUUUUUUUUUUUUUUUUUUUUUUAUAAAACAUCGUGUUAUCUUCAUCUUCGUUGUAUUACACGCCAAAGUGGAAAAAGACUGAUUGCUACGGACAAGGAUUUUCAAGAACCAGCAAGACUUUUUUCAACUUGAUCGGCACGCACGUGAUGUUCUGCACUUAUUGUGCACCCGCAUUGUUAGCUUUCCCAACUUUUUGCUUCACGUUUCUAUCUUAAAGCAACUUGUGAGGUGACUCAAUUCAAUAUUUCGAAACGAUUUUCUUGAUUUUACGUACAAAUGUGUCCUCUUACCUGGUAAUCCAGUUUGUGGAUUCAAAAAAAGUGAAAUAAGGAAAAUGGAUCGUUCUGAUUAUCAUUGAGAAAACGUGAAAUUCUCUUCUUUUCUUUUUUUUCUUUUCUUUUUUUUUUUUUUUUUUUCUUUUUUUUGUUUGUUUUUUCUGGUCACACAAAGAUCCAACAUAUCCUGGGUUUAUCUUUCGUACGAACGAGAUAUGGCAUUAAUUUAGAUCUACUUGAAGAGAGCAAAGAAAAACAACGAUGACAGGGAAACGUCUUUUUUUGGCCCGUUUCUUCAAACGGUUACGUUUGUUUCUCUGGGCACUCUGGAUCGUGUUACUCGUUGAAACCGGAGCAUUUCACAAUGGUGCGGAAAAACAAAGAUACGAUGGAUGGUACAACAACUUGGCUCAUCCUAAUUGGGGAUCGAUCGGUAGUAGGCUGAUACGAAAAGUACCUGCAGCUUAUUCCGAUGGUGUCUAUGCAUUGGCUGGUCAAGAUAGACCCUCGCCAAGAAAGCUAAGCGAUCUCUUUAUGCAAGGAGAUGAAGGUUUACCCUCCGUUAAAAAUCUGACUGCUUUGUUUGCUUUUUUCGGACAACUAGUCACGUCGGAAAUAAUCAUGGCCAGCGAAAGUGGUUGUCCUAUAGAGUUCCAUCGUAUCGAUGUGGAUAAAUGCGAUCCGGUUUUCGACAAGGAGUGCCAAGGUAACAAGUACAUUCCUUUUCUACGUGCCGAUUACGACCGCCAAACUGGACGUAGCCCGAACAGUCCUCGCGAACAGAUAAAUAAAGUAACAAGCUGGAUCGAUGGUAGCUUCAUAUACUCCAGUAGCGAAGCAUGGGCGAACACGAUGCGAGCAUUCAAGAACGGAAGUCUCCUCAUGGAACCAAGCAGAAAAUUUCCCGUGAGAAACACCAUGCGCGCUCCACUCUUCAAUCAUGCCGUUCCGCACGUUAUGAGAAUGCUCAGUCCAGAACGGCUUUAUCUACUCGGAGAUCCAAGAACCAAUCAACAUCCACCGUUACUCUCAUUAGGGAUCCUAUUCUAUCGUUGGCAUAACGUUAUAGCAAGUCGUGUACAACGAGAAUAUCCAGAUAUGUCCGACGAAGAAAUCUUUCAGAAAGCACGACGUAUAGUUAUAGGAACUCUACAGAACAUUAUUUUAUAUGAGUAUCUUCCCACGCUCUUGGACGAAGAAUUACCAGCGUAUACCGGCUAUAAAACUGAUCUCCAUCCAGGAAUAAGUCAUAUUUUUCAAAGUGCUGCUUUUCGUUUUGGACAUACUCUUAUACCACCUGGUAUAUACAGACGUGACGAAAGAUGUGAGUUUCGAAAGACUAACGCGGGUCAAGCCGCGAUCAGACUUUGCUCAACUUGGUGGGAUUCGAACGAAAUUUUAGCGAAUAGUACGAUAGAAGAAUUAAUCAUGGGAAUGAGUUCUCAAAUAGCCGAAAAGGAGGAUAAUCUUCUCGGUACAGAUAUACGAAAUAAUCUUUUCGGACCAAUGGAAUUUUCACGAAGAGAUCUCGGUGCUCUUAAUAUUAUGCGUGGUCGCGAUAAUGGAUUACCGGAUUACAAUACUGCCCGAAAACAUUUCAAGUUAACGCCAAGGAAAACAUGGAACGAGAUUAAUCCUGACUUAUUCAACAAAAAUCCAUCUCUACUGCGUACUCUCGUUGAAAUCCAUUCGAACAAUUUAAAUAACGUAGAUGUUUACGUCGGCGGUAUGUUGGAAUCCAGUGAUGGACCCGGGGAACUUUUUACUGCGGUUAUUAAAGAACAAUUUUUACGCUUGAGAGACUCCGAUCGCUUUUGGUUUGAAAAUGAAGAGUCUGGAAUUUUUACGAAAACCGAAAUUGAAGAUAUACGCCGUGUGACGUUAUGGGAUGUGAUCACAAACGCAACCAAUAUUCCGCCGGACACGAUUCAGAAACGAGUAUUCCUUUGGGAGGAAAACGAUCCGUGUCCUCAACCUUUCCAAUUGAACUCAUCUGUACUCGAGCCCUGUUUACCGUUACAACGAUACGACUAUUUCGAAGGUAGCGAAUUCGUCUACAUCUAUGCCUGCGUUUUCCUCGGAUUUUUCCCAAUUUUGUGCGCUGGAGCCGCUUAUGGCUUAGUAAAACUACAGAACCGACGAAGACGUCGUUUACGUAUACUUCAAGAAGAAAUUCAAAGGAGAAGCGAUAACCGAAUUUGUGUCGACAAGAUGGUCGUUCGUGAAUGGCUGCACGCAAAUCAUCGUCGCUUGGUAAAAGUUCGUUUCGGUCCUGAAGCAGCUUUGCAUAUCGUCGAUCGAAAGGGCGAAAAACUUCGUACGUUCGAUUUUAGCGGCGUUAAUACAAUAACCAUAGAAGAGUCUCAGGAGAGCGAAAGCGGGCAUAGAAAGGCGUUGGUAUUGUUACGUAUACCACGUGAUUACGACCUUGUCCUUGAACUCGAUUCCUUGGCCUCGCGCAGAAAGUUCAUUGCGAAAUUGGAAGCGUUCCUGUCGUCCCACAAGAAACAUUGCACGCUUUUCCAAGUUAACCGCGAUGUUAUGCUCGCAAAAGCGGAAACUAAAGAACGUCGACAAAAGAAGCUCGAACAGUUUUUCCGAGAAGCUUACGCGCUGACGUUUGGUCUACGACCUGGGGAAAGGCGACGACGAUCCGAGGAUAGCGAUACAGGCGAGGUUAUUACAGCGAUGCGCACAUCUCUGUCAAAAAGCGAAUUUGCUAGUGCCCUUGGUAUGCGUCCUGAUGCAGUUUUCGUGAAGAAAAUGUUCAAUAUCGUCGACAAAGACGGCGACGGUCGCAUAUCCUUUCAAGAAUUUCUCGAUACCGUGUUACUCUUUUCCCGUGGCAAAACCGAGGACAAAUUGCGUAUUAUUUUUGACAUGUGCGAUAAGGACAGCAAUGGCGUUAUCGAUAAAGAGGAAUUAUCCGAGAUGUUAAGAUCGCUCGUUGAAAUUGCACGUACUACCAGUCUUUCCGAUGAUCAUGUCACCGAACUCAUCGACGGAAUGUUUCAAGACGCUGGUCUUGAAAGGAAGAAUUAUCUUACUUACAAUGAUUUCAAAUUAAUGAUGAAGGAAUACAAAGGUGAUUUUGUUGCAAUUGGAUUGGAUUGUAAAGGGGCGAAACAAAAUUUUUUAGAUAUGUCGACAAAUGUCGCUCGAAUGACAAGCUUUCAGAUCGAUCAGUUGCCACCGGAGGAUUCGAAAAAUUGGGCCCGCAAACAAUGGGACGCGAUAUCGACUUUUCUCGAGGAAAAUAGACAAAAUAUAUUUUAUCUUUUCGUGUUUUACGUUAUCACUAUAGCUCUCUUCGUUGAAAGGUUUAUACAUUAUUCUUUCAUGGCCGAGCAUACGGAUUUGAGACACAUUAUGGGUGUUGGUAUUGCGAUAACGCGAGGAUCGGCAGCAGCUUUAUCAUUUUGUUACAGUCUAUUACUUCUCACGAUGUCUCGUAAUCUAUUGACCAAAUUGAAAGAAUUUUCGAUCCAACAGUAUAUACCAUUGGAUUCGCACAUACAAUUUCACAAAAUAGCCGCAUGCACGGCCCUCUUUUUUUCCAUUUUACAUACGGUCGGACACAUCGUGAAUUUUUAUCACGUAUCGACGCAACCGAUAGCACAUCUCCGUUGCCUCACAAACGAGAUCAGUUUUCCAAGCGAUGCAAAGCCAACUAUUACAUUUUGGCUUUUUCAAACGGUGACAGGCUUAACCGGUAUUCUACUUUUCCUCGUAAUGACGAUCAUUUUUGUUUUUGCACAUCCUACGAUACGACAAAAAGCAUAUAAAUUCUUUUCGUUAACUCACAGCUUGUACGUAUUAUUCUAUGCAUUAUCCUUGAUCCACGGUUUAGCUAGAUUAACUGGCUCUCCAAGAUUUUGGAUUUUCUUCGUUGGCCCGGCGAUCAUCUAUGCUUUGGACAAGGUCGUAAGCUUGAGAACGAAAUACAUGGCUCUUGAUAUAAUUGAGACAGAAUUGCUACCAUCCGAUGUAAUAAAGAUCAAAUUUUACAGACCUCCAAAUCUUAAGUAUCUCUCAGGUCAAUGGGUACGUCUCUCGUGUACAGUCUUUAGAUCGAACGAGUUUCACUCAUUCACCCUCACUUCUGCGCCCCACGAGAACUUCCUUUCGUGUCAUAUUAAAGCCCAAGGUCCAUGGACCUGGAAAUUACGGAACUACUUUGAUCCUUGUAACUAUAAUCCGGAAGACGAGCACCCUAAAAUACGAAUCGAGGGACCAUUUGGAGGUGGAAAUCAAGACUGGUAUAAAUUCGAAGUGGCAGUUAUGGUUGGUGGAGGGAUUGGAGUUACUCCGUAUGCUUCUAUGCUGAAUGAUCUCGUCUUUGGUACUUCCACCAAUAGAUAUUCUGGAGUUGCCUGUAAAAAGGUAUACUUUCUUUGGAUAUGUCCAUCUCACAAACACUUUGAGUGGUUCAUCGAUGUUCUCAGAGAUGUCGAAAGGAAAGACGUAACCGAUGUUCUCGAAAUACAUAUAUUUAUAACUCAGUUUUUUCACAAAUUUGACUUACGUACUACUAUGCUAUAUAUUUGCGAGAAUCAUUUUCAAAGAUUAUCUAAGAAGAGUAUAUUCACUGGACUGAAAGCUAUUAAUCAUUUUGGUCGACCAGAUAUGACCUCGUUUCUAAAGUUUGUUCAAAAGAAACAUAGUUACGUCAGUAAAAUAGGAGUAUUUAGUUGUGGACCACGGCCUUUAACUAAAAGCGUAAUGUCUGCUUGCGACGAGGUGAACAAGGGUCGUAGACUACCAUACUUUAUCCACCAUUUUGAGAACUUUGGCUAGUUAUUGCGAGAAAAGAAUCGGAAAUUCGCUAGGAAUUUCUAGCGAUUCCUUUGUAACUUCCUAAAAAGAGUGUACAUAUUUAUUGUGCUAGUGCGCGUGCCUUAUUUAUAAUUAAUAUUAUAUUUCUUAUUUAUGAAGAGAAAUUA